AUGCUCGUCUCAGAAGCCAUUGGCAAGGACCACCAGUAUCUCGACGAAUGCUACGAGAAUCUCAAAACUGCUUCUACCACCGACGACAAGAUCAAAUGGCGAAACAUGCUCACCUGGAACUUAGCCCGUCACGCCAUCAGUGAAGAGCUGACCGUCUACCCCGCAAUGGAGAAACAUCUUGGAGAAGAAGGAAAAGCACUUACGAAGGAUGACUUUGAACAACACGCAGCUGUAAAGAAAGACUUCUACACUCUGCAAUCUCUCUCGCCCUCCGACCCGAAGUUCUCACCUCUCCUCGAACAAUUGAUGCAAGACCUACACUUCCACAUCGAGCACGAGAAGAACGAAGACAUGCCCCGUCUGGAGAAAGCGAUCUCGCAGUCUGAAUCAGAAGCCAUUGCCAAACAGUUUAUAAGGACAAAGCAAAUUGUUCCUACGAAAUCUCAUCCCGGAGCGCCGACUAGUAAU
Mollisia scopiformis is the source of this 468-nucleotide messenger RNA. RefSeq lists its product as uncharacterized. The transcript has 2 exons. The annotation marks the transcript as partial. NCBI's taxonomy places the organism in Eukaryota, Fungi, Ascomycota, Leotiomycetes, Helotiales, Mollisiaceae. The record is from RefSeq and is a predicted model, not a curated record.